CGAUUUCCUCCGAGAUGAGAUCGGAAGUGGGUUUGACGGAACGAAGAUUAGAUUUUUUUUAAUUUUAUUUAAUAAGAAGAGCGCGCUGGAAAUGAAACAAAACGGCGUCAAAUCUCUUAAAUAACUGGGAUUAAUAAUAAAUUGCAAAUAUGGAGUUAGGAACGCGGUUCGUCUUGUUUCCACGUCGUAAAUGGAGCUUCGGAGAUUAGCAUAUCGGCACGAGAGCGCAUGCGCAGCCGGCGGUUCGCGAUUGCGCCAACAGCGGAGGAUGUUGCUAGCAGCCAGGGUAGAUGCACAGGCUUUUUCACAACAAUAACAUCCACAAAAUUUGCAUCUCCAUCAGCUCUUUUUUCUGGAUUUACCGCGCGGAUCGCUGUCGGACACCGUGCCCCGGGAGACACCGCUUCGCCCCGGGGUUCUCUGCGCUCGGAAGCGGCUUGUGUUGACAAUGGGAGCGCAGGGCUGUGGAGGUUUGCAGGGCUCCUUCUUUUUGCAGGAGCAGAAACAAGAAUCAUGGCUGGCGAGCUAGGCCGCACGUCGGAUUCCCAGCGCAAAGCGUCCGCGUUUCCAUUCUAAAUACUGUAUUUUUCGCGUGGCACUAGCAUGUGAACUGAGGCGCCGCUGGCCUGCGUUACGAUUCCACGGUUUUCUUCAUUCGCGGUGACGUUCGGAGCCGCCAGCACAGCACUCGGAGCCCGGAGCUUCACAACCUUGACGUCUCGCCUUUCGUCGCUAGCCUCUUUAGCCUGCUAGCUUCAGAGGAGCAUCAAAACUACACACCAAGCUCGUUUUCGGCACGCUUUUGUCCUGGAUUAGCGCUCGUUUCGGUGCGCAAAGGGGGAUUUUACGCACGGAGAGGUUGUGCGUCUGAAUGAAUGUGGGCCAAAAUGGAUACCCCUACAAUUGUGUACGAUUUGGAUACAUCGGGGGGCUUAAUGGAGCAAAUCCAAACCCUCCUGGCGCCGCCCAAGUCCGACGAGGUGGAGAAGAGGAGCCGGAAGUUGGUUCGAGAUGUCCGGAGAAGCGGGAGAGCCACAAACCACGACACUUGUGACAGCUGCCGAGAGGGAGGGGACCUGCUCUGCUGUGACCACUGUCCCGCAGCGUUCCACCUGCAAUGCUGUAACCCUCCUCUCAGCGAAGAAAUGCUUCCUCCCGGAGAGUGGAUGUGUCACCGCUGCAACGUUAGGAAAAAGAAGCGUGAGCAGAAGUUGGAGCAGACCAACGGCCUCCCCGAGCGUGUCCCGAAGCGUUCCUCGUCCCCCGGGGUGGAGCUGGAGAUGAACGCGGGGCCCCUCAGACUGGACGGUUUACCCCCCGGGGCUGGAGCGGCCGGACCUGGGCUACGAGUGGCCCAAGUGCGGCUUCUGGAUCGCAGGACCAGUUCUAGACCGAGCAGUCGCCCCGGGACCCCCACGUCGAACACCUCGUCCACCCCGACCCCGUCAGAGGAGCAGAACGAGGGCGAGGAGGAGAGCGUGGAGCCGGAGGAGGACGUGCCGGCCCCGGAGCUGGAGGGGGCGUCUCUGUCCACGCCCGCCCCCAGACUCAAGAGGCCCUUUCAGCUGCUCAUCGCCGCCGCCAUGGAGAGGAACCCCACUCAGUUUCAGCUGCCCAGCGAGCUCACCUGCACCACCGCACUGCCAGGGAGCAGUAAACGGAGGAGGAAAGAGGAGCUUCUGGGGAAACCGUUCAGGAGACCUCAGCACGAACUGGACGCCAACGGCCUGGUGCCUCUGCCCGUGAAAGUCUGCUACUCCUGCAACAGGAGCUGCAGACUGGCCCCUCUGAUCCAGUGUGACUACUGCCCCCUGCUGUUUCACAUGGACUGCCUCGACCCUCCGCUCACUGCACUGCCUGCUGGGAAAUGGAUGUGCCCCAACCACGUGGAGCACCUGGUGCUAAACCAGAGGAGCCUGAGCCUGUCUCGGAGGUGUCAGCUCUUUGACCAGUUUCAGGACCGAAUGUCUCAACACGCCGUCAAACUGGACUUCCUCCGGCGAGUCCACCGACAGCACGCCCCCAACCGCCGAUCCACGCACAACCACAAGAGGACUGUCAAGGUCCCAGAUGCGAUAAAGUCUCAGUACCGGAGCCCGCCGGCCCUGGCCCUGCCUCUUGGGGUCCGGCAGCUGGAGCUGGUCUGUGGAGGAGAGCUGCAGCCCAAACACCUGACGUCCCAGAGCGAACAGGACGAGUGGCUCCAAGACGUCAUCGCGCUCCAGUGCAGCAUCAUGAGACACCUGUCCAUCAAACAGAAAUCUCCCGAGUCCGACUGGGAAUCGCACAAAACCAGCACAGACCUGAGUCCGGACCAGAACCAGGAUCUCAAAUCCAAGAAGCAGGAUCUAAAACCCUCCGGAGAACGGACUAGUCCCUCCCCUGCGCCCUGUGAAAAGCAGGUGGAGCCGGGUCUUUGUAAAUGCAUUUCUAUCCCCUGUCAGAACUGUCGAAAGCCCAACGGUCCGGUACCAGACGAGAGCUCGCCGCCCAAAGCCAACGGGCCUCUGGAAUGCCACAGCGUCCCGUGCAAACAGAGCGAGCACAGACUGAAAACGGCAGGGGGCGCUGUGCAGGUGAACCACAUAGGGGAGGUGAAGCGGGAGCCGGCGGAGACCAGCUCGGAAGGGGAGAUGUGCCCCCCCUCGGCCCCGACGAUAUGGGGCCAAAACGAGAGGAGUCGAAACCAAGACGGAGACGCACUUUUGAAAAACGCGGAGGAAGAGACGAGGAAACACCAAGCAACUUCACUCACUCCAGAUGUAAAGGCAGGUCCUGGACUUAUAGGCAGCUCUCUCUCCAUGGAUCACCUCUCCGCGCUCAGAGACGGGCUGGACGGCGACGGAGGCAUAGAGCUGGACAAACUGGACUCCGAGAUGAUCAAACUCUUGGCGUGGCAGAGGAUACAACAGCUGUUCCCCAAGAAAGAGCCCAGCCUUCCAUCUCCCCGAGCCGCCUCCCUCACCUCCAAAACACCACCGCCCGUCCCAGACAGUCAGAAGACGGUUCAGGCGCGAGCAGUAUUUUACCCCCUCACGGGAAAAGGACCAGCAGUCAGCAUGUGCUACAGGACGCUCUACAUAGGAACAGGUGCUGACAUGGACGUGUGCCUUACCAACUACGGUCACUGUAAUUAUGUGUCGGGGAAACACGCCUGUAUUUUUUAUGACGAGAAUACAAAACAUUACGAGCUCCUCAACUACAGCGAACACGGCACCACCGUCGACAACGUCCUCUACUCCUGCGACUUCUCUGAAAAAGCCUCGCCGACGCCUCCGAGUGGACUGGUGGCCAAAGUACAAGGCAUCAUCCGUCGCAGUAAGAAGCAGCAGGAGGACGGUGACUCCGCUCCGAGCUCGCUCCUCGGCCUCCUGCCUGUAGGGGGCGUGAUGAGCAGCCAGUCGCAGGUGUCGUCCCCGGGGCAGGUGUGCGGGUGCAGGUCCAGCAGCUCCAGCCUGAUCGGCGGAGGCGGCGCGGGCUGGGAGGGCACGGCUCUGCUCCAUCACGGCAGCUACGUCAAACUCGGAUGUCUACAGUUCGUGUUCAGCGUCACCGAAUUCGCCACCAAAACGCCCAAAGAGGAGCAUACCAGCGCGCCCGCCGCCCAAACCGUCCCCGUCAGCGCACCCGUCGGCUCGCCGGCGCCCCCCGCGGCCCUCAGCAGUCCCUCCAGUCAGGACGAAGCGGACAUGGAAGUGGAAGGGCCCGAACUGCCGCAGGAAGUCGUCCCGUAGCCCUCGUGUCCCGCCCCCUCCUCCUCCUCCUACGUUGCUUUGGAUUGGUUGACGCUAGGAAGUACAGUCAAAGAUUGGUGAACGUGAUUGGUUGGUUUCGAAUCUAUCCAUGGGUUUCAGAACGAUGGAAAAGUUAAGACCGUUUCCAUGGCGAUUAACAAUUGAAUCUAAUCCUCUAGACUCCUCAAAACUUAUAACAGGGAAGAUUAAACCCACUGAAUUUGACUUAAAAAUUGCACUUCUGUAACAAUUCUGGUCACGUAAUCUGUCACCUUUUUUGUCUUGAAUGUUCCGCAGUGUGGCAUUAAAUUAAUCUGCCUAACAUUUAUUUCUACACAGGUGUUUUUAUAGCUGAAAACACCUUGAACAUCGAAAAUUAAACUUGCAAAACACGUUAAUAUGUUGUUUUGUUUACGUUACCCAAUUUUUAAAACCUGUGCACCCAUGGGUUUUAGAAUAAUUCAAAAAAUUUAAAAAAUAGGACGGUUGCCAUAGGAAUUAACAAUUUGAAACAAGAACAUGCUGUGUUUUUCGGACAAUAAGUCGCACCGGCCAAAAAAUGCGUAUUGAAGAAGACAAAAACAUAAGUCACACUUUUUGGAGGAAAUUUCUUUAUAAAAUCAGAGACCAGGAACCGACAUUUGAUCUUGAAAGGCAAAUUCUAGUAAAAACAAUAGAAGAGAGAACAACAGCACAUAUGAACAGUUCUUCAGAUAAACUAUAACAUAAACAACAGAACAGAACAAGUUUAACAAACUCUCCAUCUCACUCCAAAUCACUAAAUCCAUUCAAUUCUUCAUCCUCGGUGUCACUUCUGAGCAACUCCUCGACAUCCGGAGGUAAACGGAGCGUCGUAGCCGUUGUCGGACUCGGCAUCAGUUCCAGUUAGAAUUAUUCGGGCCUUUCUGAAUCCCGACAGGACGGUUUCGGUGUCACUGAAGUCACUUAAAAGUUAAAUUGUUCAGUGGAAAUUUCAGUAAUGAUGCGAUGGACUGACAGGAUACGGACAGGACAGAGGCUCUUUCUGCAGGAGACAUGCGCAGUAGAGCCAAGUGACAGUGGUACAGGAGGAACAGGAGCAGCAGAUACUCACACACAAGACUAGAACCUCUCGAAGCUUCACUGUCAACAUUUUAAUAAACCGAAACCAUGAAAAAAGUGUGAUUUAUAGUCCGAAAAAUACAAUAAUCUACCUAGUAAAACCUUGAACCUUGACUCAAAGCAUCAAAAAUGAAACUGUACGUUGUUUUGUGAAAUAUCCUUUCUUCAAGUUACCCAAUUUUUGAAACCUCUGUACCCAUGGGUUUUAGAAUAAUUUAAAAAACUAGGAUGGUUACCGCAGCAAUUAACAGUUCAAAACUAAGACGUAUACUAGGGAUGGGCAUGAUUAGUCGACUAAACGGUAAUUGAUCAUUAAGAGUUUCGUCGAUUAUGUUCAUUUCUAAUCGACAAACCCAAUGUAGGUUUCUGGGUUGCGGCCUCACAGUCCCACGUUUGGGUUCUGGCACCUCUUUGGAGAUCACGGUACCUCUCAGUGAGUGUGUUUACAUGCACACGCAGGAUCCCGGUUACUGCCACGUGAAGAGUUGCACUAAACCUGCACACGUACGAUCUUUGAAAACAUCACGACACACAGAACGGACUCACCUUCAUCAGAACAUCCCUCUGUCACAGAAAGAACACUCAUAUUCCACCGAGUCGUGUCCUUUAGUCCGACAAAAGCUGAACUGCAUCAGCGCACAAGAAUGUUUUUUUUUUUUUUUUCCUCAUCUUAGUUUGUGCAAAUUAGCCAUGAGGUUUUAAGUUUUGUUUCUGUGAGACUUGCACAAAUCUGAAUUAAACACAUUAUAUUGUCAAACGUGCUGAUGUGGCUCUAAAGUCGUUAUGUUUAUAUGUUGUAAAGUUGAGUUUAUUUAUGCAAAUUAGUAAUAGUAAUAAUAAUAAUGAUACUUAUAUAAAAACGUUAAUGAUAAUCGAAAAUCUAUCGUUAAAUCUCCCGACGAUCAAUCGAUCAAUUAAUAAAAUUUCAUGGAAUGCCCAUCCCUAACAAUCCGUGUGUCAUUCGUUCAUUCGUUUUUCAAUAUAAAACCAAAAAUAAGAAAACAAAAAAAACAACUGUUUUCUUCGUUAUUUGUCUCCAAAACCAAAAUGAAAAAAACAAAUAAUGAUUUGUUUUUUCAGUUUUCGAUUUUGUGUUUAAAUGAAGAAUGGAAAAAAACAGAUAAUGACCGUUUCCCAUUUACGUGACUUACGUGACUGCGAUGCCGAACUUUUGCACUGCCUACGGACUGAAUCAGGACUGAUCCAGGUCCGGGACCAGGGCGGGACCAGGGCAGACUCUGAGCUUUGACUCCGAGCCUCCGCAGGGUCCGAGCCUCAGCUUCGAGCUCCGGCCCUGCCAUGGGCUCUGAGCCUCCGGUCUGGUCCCGGCCUGGUCUCGGUCUCAGGCCCGGUCUGGUCCCGGCCUGGUCCUGGUCUGGUCUGGUCUCGGUCUCAGUCCCACUCUGGUUUUGGUCUGGUCCCGGUCUGGUCUCAGUCCUGAUCUCAGUCUCAGUCUGGUCCCAGCCUGAUCCUGGUCUGGUCUCGGUCUCAGUCCCGCUCUGGUCCCGGUCUGGUCUCAGUUUCAGUCUGGUCCCGGCCUGGUCCUGGUCUGGUCUUGGUCUCAGUCCCGCUCUGGUCCCGGUUUCAGUUCUGAUCUCGGUCCCGGUCUGGUCCCGGUCUGGUCCCGGACCUGGAUCAGUCCUGGUUCAGUCCGUAUGCGGUGCAAAAGUCCGGCAUCGCAGUUUAAGUCACGGAAACGUCAUUAUCCGUUUUUUCCAUUUUUCAUUUAAACACAAAAUCGAAAACUGAAAAAAAAAGGAAUCAUCAUCUGUUUUUUGAUUUUCGUUUUGGAGACAAAUAAUGAAGAAAACCGUUGUUUUUUCAUUUUCUUAUUUUUGGUUUUAUAUUGAAAAACGAAUGAACGAACGACACACGGAUUCCUAACGUAUACAACAAUUUUUGAACGGAAAACUUCUGUGGACUGUGGAAAACCGAACGGAAAACCAGACGUGUCCACCCAACGCACAAAACAUCCAAAAACUUUACCAAACCAAUCACGUUGGCCCGUGCCUCUCAGCGUCGCGUUGUUUUGCACCUUUCGUGGUAAUGAAGGGAAAACUGCACCGCCGGUUGGUCAACAGGGAAAGUCUCUAUAUAUUUUUUUAUUUUUUACUCUUUGCAUGAACUUGAAGUAUUAUCGACAAUCUUCUUUGUUUUUUCGAAAAUGGCUGACACAGUUCGUUAUGUUACCUUGUUUGAUAUUGGACGAGGGAGCGCUUUGGUUUUGAUUCGCGCUCGAAAUUACGUCGCCAGUGUAUUCAUUAGUUUAAGUAUAAGUCAGUCUCACAUUUAGCACAUUUUAUUUUAGUAUUAAACUCAUUACAUUCGUUUCUUUUGCUGCUUUUUGCACCACUGGUAGCUAUUAAUGUAUGAGAAAACCAUACAUGCUUACACACUAUCCUUUGUACAUAAUGUAAAUAUAAAAAUUCAGUAAGUCUCGAUUUGGAGAGGCGUUGGAUUUCCGUGUAGAAUUCGCCAUUUUUUGGUUUUUAACUGUAUAGCCCAUUGACUUUGUGAUACCGUAGUGAGAAAACAUUGGUUCGUACGCUCGCUAGUCCUCCUCCUCCUCCUCCCGUAGUCUCCUUUUUGUAAAUACGAUCCAUUUUAGCACUCGUUUUACCAUCGUGCUGCUUUGUACAUAAGCACUCUUGUCUGUACUUGGCUUUGUCUGUUCAAACGUGUAAAUACAAAAAGAUUUUCUAAGAACGAA
This is a messenger RNA of Boleophthalmus pectinirostris (great blue-spotted mudskipper), 7545 nucleotides long. RefSeq names its product PHD finger protein 12b (gene phf12b). Gene Ontology annotation, cellular component: nucleus; Sin3-type complex. Gene Ontology annotation, biological process: negative regulation of transcription by RNA polymerase II. Lineage: Eukaryota; Metazoa; Chordata; Actinopteri; Gobiiformes; Gobiidae. Gene Ontology annotation, molecular function: transcription corepressor activity; protein binding. The coding region runs from base 876 to 3734 and encodes 952 amino acids. The transcript is spliced from 16 exons. The record is from RefSeq and is a predicted model, not a curated record.